AUGAAAAAUGUUGAUUUAAUUGUUUUACGCGCAAUCACAACUCAACAAAAACGUUUGAGUUUAAGUAAUAAAAAACUUUAUCAUUUACCAUACAACAUUGAAUUUCUUAACUGGCUUGUAAUAUUAGAUCUACGUUCAAAUAAUUUAUCUGAUCUGCCAAUUCUACCAAAACAUCUACAAUCGAUUAAUUUAGGUCACAACUGGUUUACAACAAUACCUAAUUCUGUAUUUGAAUUGACGUCACUCAAAUCAAUCAGUAUGUAUAGCAAUCAACUUCAAUCUAUUCCAAGUACAAUUUUCGAGUCAAUGUGUUCAAUGCUCAACAAAUUAGAAUAUUUAAAUCUAGGUUAUAAUCAUAUUUUGACAUUGCCAUUUAAUUUUGGUCUACUACAAAAUAUGAAAACACUUCUUUUACAUAAGAACUUUUUAACACGAUUACCUGAGACAUUCGGGCAACUGAAAUCACUAACAGUUUUAGACUUAGCUGGUAAUAACUUACAACUUUUACCAUCCAACUUUACACAGUUGAAAUUAAAAGAAUUCUACGCUGAAGCUAAUCCAUUCACACGAAACGAUUUAUUUACUUCAACGUAUAAAGAAAAUGUUUUAACAUUGAAAGAAAUUGUCUUACGAAAAUUAUCCCAUUUAGGAUUUAUUGAUAUUGGUGUUAGCAAUCCUUGGUUAGAAAGUAUUAUAGGAUCAAAACAAUGGCAAACAGCUGGAUUUUGUGCUCUAUGUAAAAACCCAUUUGUAACUUGGUGGUUAGAAAGUGUCCGAUUUGCCAAUCGUAAAGAAUUAAUUAUCUCUAAAAAAUCUCAGUUGAACAAAGCAUCUCCAGAAGUAUUAUAUCCGUUAAGGACUUUAUUUUGCAGUUAUCACUGCUUAAAUUCAAGCGGAAAUUGUUACGAAUUAAGUGUUGGUUAAUGUUUUGUCGUAACGAAUUUACUCCUAGUGAUGACGAAGAAAAUUUCAAGCUCAGAAGGAAGAUUUAGAGUGAUGUGUACAAUUGAACUGGAUGCUUUAUUCAUCAUUAAAUUCUUCUAUAAUGUGUAACUUGUUUCAAAAGUAUGUGCUGAUGUUAUU
Schistosoma curassoni is the source of this 1083-nucleotide messenger RNA. The record is from the annotation of a GenBank genome assembly. Lineage: Eukaryota; Metazoa; Platyhelminthes; Trematoda; Strigeidida; Schistosomatidae.